ACUCUUGGUGCAAUCAUUGGUCUUAGGAAAUACUGUGUUUUAAGAUUCACUCCAACUCAUUUGAAUAUAAUCUCUGCAUCGCUAAGUGAACCACAAGUUUGGUGUAAGCUAUCAAAUGAGCUAUUUGAUGUAUAUGAAGUUGAAUCGUUGAGAGAAAACACAAUCAGUUUCGAGAUGAAUGUUGAUCAAUUAUUUCAUGUCUUGAAACAAUUUGAAAAAUCAAAUUCUGAUCAAUUAGCUAUACGGCUUCAAAAAAGAGAGAAUGAUUCAGGGAAGAGAAGCGCUAGUCUUGCUGUGUUCUUUGAUGAUACUAUAUCAACCACGUCUGUGGUUACUCAUACGUUUAGUAUAUCUGUGAGGUUAUUGCGUAAAGAAAGUGAUGAAAGAAUAACAGAGCCUGAAUUGUCAAACGUUGAUGUGUUGAUGAAACUACCGGUUGAUAUAAGUAUGUUAUUCAGAAGGAUUGAAAGGUACAAGAAUUUGGAAUUUCUUAAAAUCAUUGGUACAAAGAAUGGCUCACUAUCAUUAAAUAUUCAGGAGGAAAAUAACUUAAACGUUACAAUAACGUGGAAUGAACUAUUACAAGUUCAACAAAAUUCAGAUUCAUUAAGUGGUGAUGAAAGCUUUGAAAUAAUGGUCAAACUACGAGAUUGGAAGUUAGGGGCCAAAAUUUGUGAGAUAUGUAAAAAUAUGGUUUUAAUCAUAAGUAAAGAUGAAGCACUUGUGCUACAUUGCUAUCUAGAUGAUUCGGAAACUUGUGAAAUCAUCUACUUUAUCAACGGUGUUAAUCAAUGA
Molecule: messenger RNA, 795 nt
Organism: Hansenula anomala
Lineage: Eukaryota; Fungi; Ascomycota; Saccharomycetes; Phaffomycetales; Wickerhamomycetaceae
Gene: MEC3
Product: Mec3p
Exons: 1
Biological process (GO): mitotic DNA replication checkpoint signaling; double-strand break repair via homologous recombination; telomere maintenance
Cellular component (GO): nucleolus; site of double-strand break; checkpoint clamp complex
Source: RefSeq, a predicted model, not a curated record